Molecule: messenger RNA, 3531 nt
Organism: Paralichthys olivaceus (Japanese flounder)
Lineage: Eukaryota; Metazoa; Chordata; Actinopteri; Pleuronectiformes; Paralichthyidae
Product: cilia- and flagella-associated protein 69
Biological process (GO): positive regulation of flagellated sperm motility; olfactory behavior; response to odorant
Cellular component (GO): sperm midpiece; non-motile cilium
Source: RefSeq, a predicted model, not a curated record
GUGCCUCUGCUCCGCGAGCUGCAGCUGCCACGGUUUGAGUUUGUCCACUGGACGAUAGCGCUUCAAUUACCAUUAUUCAGACUUCACCAGAAAACAAACCGAGUCCGAGUUGAAGGUGCUCCCGGGGGGUCGCUGUGUUGUUAUCGGCGGAUAGUUCUUGAUUUGUCGGUGACCGAGGUGUGAGCGCAGGAAGCCGCCUGACACCUGAGGACAGAAAACACAGGGAGAUGAGGCGGCGUCGCUCGCGUUUCCCGUGAGAAGACAAUCAAACCUUUCCCCGAAUGGAUUCAGCCAAAGUUUCACUCAGGAAGAAACCGCAGAUUCCCGCAGCGGCAGACAGGAGCCAGCUCCAGGAGGUCAGUGCCAGAAGUCUGGAUUUGACAAAGGUGAGUCGUCUCCUUAAAGAUCCGUUGACGGCUCAUUUGAAGGAGAGGCACCUGUUUGUCCUGAAGAAACUAUUGAAGAGAAGCCAAAUUGGUUUUCUAUUGAAGGAUCUGUCCGACGUCACCAAAAUUCUCAAUAUCUGUGCUGACAAAGCGAACGAUCAUCCUGAAUAUGUUCCCAUAUUGUGUGAGGCUCUUAAAAUCUGCAGAUCUCCCUUCCUGAAGGAGAAAACAUCUGAUGAGCUGAACUACGCUCAGGACGUCAUAGAGUUCAUCUCCCACAUGGGGUGUCUCAUGAGGGUGUCAGAUGCUGAAGUAAAACAACAGAUAGUUGAAUGUGUGAAAUCAUUCUACAACAAUGUGGCUCCUCAACAGCUGAUCGACGGUACGGACAGUGCCACCAAGACAAAGCCUCGGACUUUAUGCCCUGACAGAUUUUCUAGACUUUCCCUAAGUCUCCAGCCAACCUCUCCAGGCUACAGGCUGCAGCUGCUGGAGCUCAGUGACGUGGCACAGACGCUGCUCCUCUCCAUGACCACUGUGGAGAACCAGCCCACCAUCAAGCUGCAGCUCCUGAAGACCCUUCAGAUCCUCUCAGGCUCCUCUGAUAGGAACUGUGCUUUAAUACUGAAUGCACAGGGAGCCGAGACUAUCUGUCUUCACAUGAACCAGCCCGACCCGUCCGGUCAGGUCCUCUUCCACUCCUCAGAAAUCCUCUGGAACCUGCUGGAGAGAGGCAGCAAGGACGAGGUCACCGCUCAGCUCAGCAGCAUGGAGUGUAUCGAAUCUCUGAAAGAAGCGUUUUUUCACCAGCUGAUGAGCGAUUUCAACCCUUCGGACCUCCAACUCAGAAAUGAUCUGCUCGUGAUCAUAACUCUCAUCGCUGAGAACACCAACUCUCUGCUCAUUGAGAGUUCAUUUGCAAAGCAGCUCAUGGUUUUCGUCACAUUUCCUGAGUUGAAAACUCACAAUCCCCUGGUUCGCAACUUCAAACUCAGGUUCAACAGCGAAGAUUUGAAAAUGAAGAAGUUGCUGUUGAAUCUGUUGGUUUUAAUGUCAAAGGAUUUGGCCGCCCUGCAGCUAUACAAAGAAGAGCAGGUGAUGCCUGCUCUGCUGACGCUCGUGAAGCCACCUGCUGCCAAGUCUGAGCGACAGUCAGGUUUGCGUUACUGGUCCUCCAUCCAGCAGGAAGAGCUCCAGCUGCAGGCGCUGGCCACGCUCUCCACCAUCGCUCCGCUCAUGUUGAACGACUACAUGUCCUGUCAGGGAAACGCACGCCUGCUGCUCCUGCUGGACUGGUGCAUUGGGAGAGAUUCUUCCGUCGGUGAUGGCCACAGUUCCCAUGGCACCGGAGGCAGAGGCAGUAAGAAGGCUCAACUGAGGCACUGCAUCAGAGUCCUCCGAUCUGUGACGUCUUUAGGUGAAGAGUCAGUCAUCCAGGACCUUUGUGACCAAGGAACCAUCACUCAGCUCACGGAGAUUGUGAUGCGGAUGGAAGCGAGUCCCGAUGAGGAGGAUGCAGUGUCUCUGGAGAUAAAGUCAGACAUUCAGCUGAUACUUUCAGCGCUGUGUGAGAGCGACAUGCACAGGAAGGAACUGUUUGCGUCAGAGGGAGUUGAGAUGACACUUCAUUUCCUGAAGAAAGGUUCUGACAAGUUCUACGGCGGUCUGGGACACAACAAGCUCAUCCUCUCUACGGUCGACUGUGUUUGGUCCUGUAUCGUGGGCUGCUACACCACAGAGGAUUAUUUUUUGGCUAAAGAAGGAGUGUUUCGUCUGCUCGACUUGCUCGUCUCGAGCCCCAGGUGUGUUCACGGCAUCGUUCUCGCAACCCUGUUGGAGUUAUGUGACAACCCCAACACUCUGACUGACAUCCGGAGCUGGAGGGAUGAGAGCGGCCAGACAGCUUCCAAACUCCUGCUGCAGCUGUGGAGGCUGGAAGAGGAGGAACUGGGAGUCACCAGAAACAAACAUGGAGGAAUAACAGAGCCCCAGAGGUUCGUCCUCAGGAGGAACCAGCAGGACACCCAGCUGUCAGCGAACAUGCCGAGUGCAGCAGUGCUGGAGAUGUCAGAGAACCUGCGGUCGAAGAUUUACUCCAUCUUCUGCAAACUUGGUUUUCUGGACCUCCCCGGAUUGUCAUCCAAAGAUUAUGUGACUUUGGGCAUCGUCAGGAGAUAUCUGGACUUUAAGGUUGGUGAGGUGUGGGACGAGAUCAGCACGGAGCUGAUGUUAGAAGGCUUGAGGCCGAUCAGCCCAGACCGGGAGUCUCUGCGCACCAUCUGUAAGAUCACAGAGGACACUGCGAGGAUGAUGAUAACAGAACAAAACAGCAUCCUGGAGCAGCAGGAGAAGGAGGACCUCAGAGAGGAGGAGCUCAUGUACACGGAGAUAAAGUCUCACUGGAAACAGAAGGAGCUCAUAGCAAAGUCUUGGGACAGUUUGGUUUCCAGAACUUCAAACUAUGAAAUCCUGAAGGAGGUAAAAGCACAGAGGAAGAAAGAGGUGGAAUCAUCGAGACCCUUAAAGGACGCGGAUGCUGCGUUUCACUCUGCAGAGCAUCUCGUUGGGCAGGUGAUGGCAGCAGAGAACUCUGAUGCUCAGGCGCCUGCAGGACUGAAGCUGACUUUGACCAGAGGUCCAAUCGGGAGUUCAGAUGUUGAAGAGAAACAGCAGCCGAUGCAGACGUGACAUCACUUGUGCACAAUCAGCACCUUGUAGUCUGGUCCAGCUCUCUACCCUUCAUACACACACACACACACACACACACACACAAACACACACACACACACACACACACACACACACUGUAACUGUUCGAUCACAAAUACAUGCCUGGCUCUCAUCCUUACCCGAACUUAAAUCUAAUUCUAACUUAAAACCAAGUCUGAUCCCUCAAACAGCCCUUUGAAUAAGUGAGGAGAGGUAAAAAUGACUGAUGAUUUUUUUACAUGGCUGAUAAUAACUUCAUGUUUCUUAAAACGAAGUUCAGCCUGUAGUUUAUACACACCUGAAGGUAAAAUGAGUUGAAGAGUGUUCUUUGAUUUUUAGUUUGCUGAUGUUUUAUUCCAGCAUAUCUGAUGGACGCUACAUCUUUUACAGUGAAUGUAUAUUAAAAAAGCAUUUCAAGAUGGAGAAUUAAAGCACU